AUGAGUAACAGCCACACGGGAGCAGAAAACGCCCAUUCCUGGAUUACGUUGACAAGGGAGGCAACUCUUUACGAAGCUGAAAAAGAGAAACAUGAUUUGCUGGUUUUCAUGAGAAUGUUUGGCAAAGAUGUCAUGGUCAACAAGCUUAACGAACACCCAGCAAGCUUAAUGAAAAAGCUUGGCAAGCCUAGAGAGUCUCUAUUUAAGAGUAUGCAAUUUAUUGACAGCGAAGUCACUGUACCAACUUGCGCAGGGCUCCCAUUAAAUCUGACCGUCACAACAACCGGUGGCUUGGACUACGAGGCAAAAACUGAGUUCGACAAUGGAAACUUCAUAUUUAAGUUCAAACUACAUGCAGAGUUACAGGGCAGAGUUCGCAUGUCUACGAAUGCUCACUUGAUCAAUAGUGGCUUGCAAAUGAGGACCACUGUCCGCACCUCAAGUGAUAUCCAAGCUGUAAAGGAAGGAGAGAAAAUGACCAUAAAACUGCCGAAGAAUGCCGAAUUGUUCACAUUAGAGAGUGAGUUUGACACAAUCCUUGACGGGAAGACGGAGCCGCAACAGUUAAUCACUGAUGAUAUCCGUCAAAUAAAUGUCUGUUCUGGAGAAACCAUGAAGUCCGUGACAGGAUUGAGACUCUGCCAGAAAAUUCGGUAUGUCAAUGCUACGAAUCAGAAAAAUGCACCACAUUUCCCCUUCACUGGACCCAUGAAAGCUAACUUGUAUAUGAAGAGUGAAGAUGUACCAAACGGUUAUGAGCUAGAAGUUUACUUUGGGAGACAAGAUUUUCGGUUCUCCAUAGACACUCCAGGCUCAAAGACCUCCAGGAAAACCGCAGUCGAGAAGAAGGGUGACAAGUUUUCUCUUUCGACCCCAUUCAGGAAGACAAAAGUGGAAGGGACUCUCACCAACAGUCCUUCAAAGAAAGUACUUGAAGGGCACGUCUCAAGUGACAACAAAAUGCAUAAACUGCUUGCUCAACUCGAAAUGAAAUACACAAAGAGUUUUCUCCUGUUUGCACCGAAAAUUGAAUUGAUCUCCAAAUCCAACGGUGUCGAUACGCGAGCAUCAGCGCAUCUUGAAAUUGUGCCCAGAAAGAGAUUCGACUUCAAUUCUUCAUACAUUGGACAUAUGGGUCCAGUCUUUGUGAAAGUCUCUGGCCAAAACCUGAAAAAAGCCAUGGGAGUCGUGUCUGUAAUAAAAACAGACAAAACUGACUAUUCUGCCAUUUUACGGAUUAACAAUACUCCCAAGAAGUCUGGUGGCAAAUACGAUUCUUCCUUAACUUUGAAAGAAAAGGAUAUAGUCAAAUUUGAUGCCAAAUCAGAACUGAACCACGAUGGAAAGAGCAAAGUAGCCAUGACGUUUAAGAUUGACAAAGCCUUCUCCAAACCAAUUCUUGCCUCUUUCAUAGCAGCUCUGAACACUGGUAAGAACAAAAACAAACAACUCCUUAAAACGAAUCUCAAAUCGGAAUGGAUCAACUACAAGCUGAACAUGGAUGUUGAACGUAGAUCGGCUGGUAUAUAUAUGCGUGGGCUUGCCUCUUAUUUAUCUUCGAUCAAAAAUUUCAGAGGCAAUGACCAACUUCUAUUCACAUUAAAGUCACGAACUUCCGGAUACAAAAAAACUAAAAUUCGGAAUGCAAUUAUAGGCUUAUCAAGUAAGAAUCAUAAAGAGAGAAACUUCAAUGUGAAGGGUAAACUGACCCAAACUACAGGACAUUCUGAUGUUAGCUUUGACGUGGUCUAUGGAGAACCAAGCAAGAAAGCAAUCAACACAGUGAAAGUUAACUUAGCUUUUAGCCACAGCAUAAAACCCAUUGCACGGGAGGUCACCUUUCAUGGGUCAGUUAAAAGACCCAAAAAGGUCAACUUACAAAUAAACGGUACAGCUUUCUACACCCACAUCUGGCCACUGAGGAAGGUAGACGUUGCCCUUUCAAUGUGGGGUUUUGAUAAUAAGCAGACAGAAAACAAAGUUCGUGUGUUCUUUAGCAACGGCAGAGUUAAAGGUAGUCGCAAUAUUGAAGCAAAUGUUUCUCUGGAUACUCCGCAGAAAGACAUGGGAAUAGAUGUAAAAAUUGAACACCUUGUCAGCAACAUUUACAAACAUAACGUUUUUGUGAAAUGGCAGAAAGGAAAAAGCGCCGGUGUGGACAGUUUGAUGAAAAUUACCUCUCAGGACUUCCAGCUGGAAAACACUGUUAAUUUUCCCAACAACAAAAAUGCUAAACUGAUGGUCAAUGUCAAUAAGAAUAACAACAAUUAUAAAGGUUUUUCUAUGAUUCAUGCUGACCAAGGCAUCAUAAGCAAGCAAAGUAUUGAUUUGAAAGCUAAAUCUAAUGUAAAAUAUAUCAAGAGCGGAGGGAAUACACAUGGAGAGGUGAAUUUGGAAUUAGAAUCAGAUGCAUCCAAUAAGCUCAAGUUUACAGCAAGCCAUCAUGAUACCAAUGGGCAAAAAACAACCACCAAAAUAGACAUGACAACACCAUUUGAAGCUCUUAAAAGUUACUCUGACAGUAUUGAACAAACAGUCGAUAAUAAAGAAUUAUCUUAUAGCAGAAAAAUACAAUGGAGGAGCUACGGAAAUGAAAAUGAUAUUAAAGCUGACGUGAAUUACAACAAAGCAAUCCAAAAACUUAAUGGCACUUAUUCCUCAUCAAUAAACACCUACAAAACUGAUGUGGAACUGGGGUUUAAAAAUAGCGCAAACAAGAAAAGUGCCCUGUUCAAAGUGAAACACAACAAACCAACCCCUCUUGUUUUUAUAAAAAUGGAUCAUGCUAGAGAUAGACGUCAAGUAACAACAGAUGCUAGUCUUAUGUUUGAUAUGUCUAAUUCUAAUGGAAAAGUCAAGUUUGCCAUGCAGAAGGAUGACAGAGAAAUUGCUUUUAGUGGCGAUGCCAAUGUUAAAAUUUCCAAUAAAAAACUUGAAGGUACAUAUUCUUUGAAACAUAACAUUGCUGAAUCUUCAGUUAAGCUUGAUUUCCGUAAUAAUAAAAACCAAGGCGCAAUAUCAGCUGUUGUUACCAAGAACAAGCCAGGAAAUAUGAAAGCUGAUGUCUCUGUGACACUUAACAACAAACCACAACUGAAGCUGGUUGGCAACUCCGUCUGGUCGAAAAAGAACAUAGAUUUGAGUGCAGAAGUGACUGAUCAUAAGGAUAGAAAGACCACUGGCUCCUUUAACCUCAAUCUGUCUGGUACAAGGAAGACAGCCAAUGCUGAAAUUAAGUCCGAUUCAACUGAUAUCACACUUAGUGGAGCUCUUAAUAUCCAAAAUAAUGCCAACAUUGAUAGCGAAUUGCAAAUUGGAGUUAAUGGAAAGAACCUGUUGUUGUCUGGAGACUAUAAGAAAGAAUCGGCUAAUCAUAGAAUUAAUGCUAAUAUCGGACUUCCUGACGGCAAACAAAUUCAGAUGCAAACUUCUUUCAGCAACGCUGCGAAGAAAUCAUUAUCUUUCAAUGUAAAGAGUGAAGAUUUUAUUGACGUGGAUUUUUCUACUCAGCUAGACAAUGUGAACUUUAUGGUAGACGCAUCGGUCGAAGUGUUGCCAUAUCUGGAAAAAACACAUCUGAAAGCCACUUUGGCCAAAGAUAAAACGUGGGAGGCUUCAGCUGAACUGGAAACACCGUAUGACCCUAUAAAACAGGCGAAAGUAACUGUGUCGUUGGUAAUUGAUGGAAAAAAACAAGACAUGAUCAGCGUUAAAACCUUUCUGAACUCCAAGAAAUUCUCUAGUUUCAAGCUCCUUACCAAUAUUAAAGGUUUAAACAAUUUCAGUGUGAAGACAAUUGUUACCACACCACACUCGAAGUUCAAUGAGUUCUUGUUUGAUAUCGCACACAGCACUGACUUGAGGAAUUUUGAUUCUAAAGUAGAGAUGAAGGCAGGUAAAAUAUUCAUGAUUAAGUCCACUUUGAAGAAUGAACAACAUAACACAGAUAUUGACUUCAAUAUGAAUAUGGGUGGUAAGACCCUGGGUGGUAAGUUUGUUAGAAAUAAGUCAGACAUGACAUUCGACAUGUCCUACAAAAGAGGACAGGAUAUGUAUACAACUCAUUUGAUGACCAAUGGCAAGCAAGGCAAUUUAGAACUCACAGCUCCAGGAGAUAGGAAAUUUAAUGCUAAUAUGGACUUCAGUCCAAGUGAUGUUAAGUUGAAUUUGGAAACUUCCCUGCAAUUAGACACAAAUAAUUACAAAUUCGUUGUCGCUUAUGAACACAAGGCCAAAUUUCACUUGCUAUUUUCCAUUCCAUCCUACACCAGUGAGGUGAUGAUGACCUUUUCAGGUACUUUGGAAUCAUUCGACUCCCAAGCUGAUUUCACUUUCAACAACGACAAAUACACAUUCACUAUGGCCAACAAAGAUAAAAUGUUUGCAGCCACUGUCACAACUCCUUUGAUAAAAUCAAAAAUGGACUUAACAAAGAACGGAGGUUGGGACAUGAUGACAAUGAACUUUGAAGCCAAAUAUAAAAACAUUGAUAAGCCAAUAAUUCUUUCCCUAGAAAAAGACCAUAAAAAGAUUAAUUUUGAUCUUAGUGCUCCAGCAUUUGAAAUUCAGUUCCAAAUGGAUAACAAAAUUAAUAGUGUAGUGGUGAAUCUUUCACUUAAAAGCAUCAAGUUUGAACUGGUCUAUUCUGACAAGGACGCCAAACCAAAGAGUUUAUCUUUGAACUUGUCCAUACCAAAACACAAUUUUGUUACAAAGAUCAAUUUUGAUGAGAAGAAAAGUGGCAUGGAUGGAAACAUUGUUACCACUUACAACGGGAAGAAACUUAAUCUGAAUGGUUCCUAUAAAACUAUGGAUCAAAAGAAGAUUUUCAAUGGAAAGAUAGAGACUCCAACCAACACUUAUGACAUAACAGGUACACUUUCUGGCAAAAUGAAGAAGUUCAAAAUUACAGCCAAACUACAGCAUAACAAGAAUGUCUAUGAAAUAACAAUGUCUAACAAGGCUUUUAAGACAUUAAACCUGAACUUGUUAGCACCAGGUUUCAAACUGAAGAUGGACUUUGAAGGAGAACUGCAGAAAUUUAAGUAUUUCACUAGUAUGAACUUUGGCGAAAAGCAACUCAAAGGUUCGAUUUCCAACCAAAACUAUUGGAAUGGUAUCAACGUUGACAUUACAGUUAAAUUGUCAAAUUAUGAAAUGAAAUACGAAUUUGACAGUGACAUGGGAAAAAUGCAUCUCAGCACCCAGUUACUAUGGAAUCAGGAUCAAUACUCAUUUAGUUCAACUGUAAACACUGAUACUCAUACUUACGCCUUGUCUGUCUUAUCGCCAUGGUUCACUUUGAAGACAAAUAUCAUGAAUGGUUUCCAAUCAUCCAACAUGGAAACCAAGGUGAUGCUUAGCCACGGCACUUAUGAUUUAGCUGUUUCACAGAAUGGCCAAAGCUUAAAUAUCACCGCCACUGGACUGGGUAAGCAAAGACUUAACAUCCAACUGAGUAAGACAUCUGUCAUUUUGCGUUUCCAGAAUGAAGAUGACAUCCAUGAAUAUCAUCUAACUUGGACCAAGGACGGAUUUUCAGUUAACUAUUCUUUCCCAGUGAACAAAGGUGAAGUGAAAGCAAAAUUUAAUAGCUACAAGGAUUUCACUGUCAAUGCCCAGCUACUUAACAAGAGAAACACUUACAAACUGGAAGCCACAAAUAACAAAAACAAAGAAAUUAAAUUCCAUACAACCAUACCUUAUGGUAAAGAGCUUCUCCUCCUCUUUGAAAAUACCGGCAAUUCGAGAAAUGGUAAAAUCCGAGCAACAAUUAAGUAUGGUGAAUACUAUGGUGAGUAUAAUGCCAGAUGGCAAAGUGAUGACAGCAAUGUUUCACUUCAAAUGGGAUUAAAUCUUGAUUCAAAGACGACAAAAGCCACCAUAAGUUUUAAACGAGCAUUUGAGCCUAAUAUGGAAAUACUUUUCCACUCACUCGAAGUCACUAUUAACAACAGGAAGAGCUCGAUCAAAUCGACUGUCAAUAUGUCGAAUGGUUGGAAUGGUUCCAUUGUCCUUAAUGAUCCUUACACUGGUCGCGCUGUGCUGAGGUUCAAGGUGAAGCCAACGGAUAUGCGCAAUAUUAAAUCGAACGUGAUGCUCGACCAUUAUCUGACAGGAAAUGUCUCCGUUAACUAUGAACAUACCUUGACAAAAACCUCUUUCAUGAGCAAAGGUGACCUCGAAAUGGAAAAUGUCAAAUUUGGAAAGUAUGAAAUGGAAGUAAACUUUCAAGAUAAGGACUAUAAUAUCAAGGCAGAUAUUAAAAAUGGAAAAUAUAAUAUCAACUGUAAAGGAUCGUUUAAAGAUGGCCGGAAGAGUAUCAGCAUUCAGGUGAAAACUCCAUUCAGAUAUUUUAGAGAUGUGACUUAUGGAGCUGAAUUUCACUCAAAGGGAAUGCUAAAAUUUAGUAUCACCCUCCCCAGACAGUUCUAUGCAGCCAAGAUGGACUGGAAAAAUGGCGGUCUUACUACCGAUAUUGACUUACACAUGGACCGAAAGGACGUAUCUAAGCAAUUUAAGGUUGUCGUGUCAUACAUGAAUGCCGAUGACAGAGCUACUGUCUCCAGGGCGACCAACGUCAAACUGAUCCAUGGCAAUACUGUUUUGACUACAGAUAUCAACUUGAAGAAGUCACGUGACAUGUAUAUGAUUAAGGGAGAGUUUAGUUGGGGAGAAGAGGAUGACCAGAAAAUUGGUGCUGAACUCCAUAUAAAGACAGCUGAGAAGAAGGAAAUGUCCCUCACUUUGAUGUCACAUCAUCGUAACUCUGUCAUAACAUGCAGUCGCGAAUCUGGUCGGGACCGGCACAACAUCAUGUGUGCACUGACCCCAGAUGCUAGCAAGAAGAAUAACAAGAUUGAAAUCGAUGCUGAUAUAUUCAAUUACGACAAUAAAAAGAUAUUUGACAUCAACAUCAAAUUACCCAAUCAGAAAAAUAGCAUGAAACUGAAAAUCGUUACAAAUGGACCUAAUGAGAACACUAUAUUCAGCAUCCGCACACAGCUUAGUAUUGGCGAAGAUGCUACUAACAUAAUGGUUAUGGAAACAAAGCUGAGCAACAACAAUGGUAAUUACACACUCAACUGGAUGUUUGAACAUCCAUACUCAAACUUACAUUUGGAGAUUAUGGCCUUCGCCAACGCACAGCGGUAUAAAUACAACACUGGAGUAGAACUGAGCUAUUUGACUUCCAAUCGCAAAAUGGAGAACCUCAUGUUGCGUGGAGAUAUCGACAAACACAGAGGUGAAAUGAACAUUGAGAUGAAGUUACCCAAGAAACAUCUGCAAAUUUCAGGCUCUGUUGCCAGUGGCGACCAAUUCGCAGUAACUUUCAAUAAAAAGGAAAAUGGUAUGAAAGACAUGCACGCUUCAGCAACAAUCAACCGUGAUACCAAGUAUAUGCUCUUCGAGAUGAACUACGACCGAAAUGACCCUAACAAGGUGUUCCGCAUGAAAGGACAAGUGAUGAAGAAUAGGGCAAUAAUGAAGGCAUUUACAAAUGCAGGACAAAAGGUUAACAAAGAGGGAAGGAUAAACAUUGAGCUUAGGCCCUCAAGUAUUCUGCUCACCCAGAUUUUCUGGAACCCCGACAUCGCCAAUGAACUGAACGAUUAUUGUUAUGCUGUGCUGCAGCACUACGGCAAUGAGAUUAAGUCACUUGGUGACGGAUUAGGUGAAUUCCUGUCUGAGGAGAUACCAGAGAAGGUUAAACUGAUGAAGAAGGCCUUCAGUGAACCCCUGGAUAUUAUGACCAGCUUCAUGUCUGCGGAGUAUGACCACUUCUCAAAAGACAUUGCCAAACAUGCCAAGCAAAUUGGUGAAUUCUAUGAAAGAAAUACUUUCUACGUAAAGUCCGCAGUGGAACUUUGGGACUCGAUGUGGGUCAGUUACCAAAGAGAUAUUGAGAACUUAUGGAGAUAUUUUCAGCACUUCAACAGGAGGAUGCAGAACAUGAUGGAAGAAGCUGCAAUGCACAUUGAAUAUUACUACAUGCAAGCUCAACGCGAGUACCAGAUUAAAGAGAUGGAGAUGUCAAGGGCACUUGAUGAAAUCCUUCACUACAUCCGAGAGCAGUACAACAAUGGCUACAGACAUUUGCAAGUUCUUCACCGAGAAAUCCAGAUACACAUCAACAGGUUCCCAGUCAUGAUGAAACGUGCACGCCGCCAAAUGAGAGAGCAUCCUAUUGGCAAAACAGUCCUGGAGAACGGCGAAAGGAUCUUCAACGCAGUCUACCAACAUGUGUCAACUCAUCCUUGGGCAGAUUCUGUAAGAGAUAUUGGAUCAAAGGUCUAUCAUCAGGCCAAGUGGGCUUUCGAUUAUUGGCAAGUGGAAGAAAACCUGUACAGCCUGAAAGAUAAUGUUGUCAAAUACAUAAGAAAGGAACUGAACACCUUGGCUGAUAUCUUCGACAAUCUUAACUUGAAGACCUUGAUAUUUGAUCCGAAGAAUGGUGAAAUAGUUGUAGAAUUCCACUACAAAUCGUUGUUGUCCGCAUACAAAUAUGCAAGAUCGAUCAAUCAGGUUUUGAAAAGCAUCACCCAUGUUGUAAAGAAGUGUGUCGACAUGUUGCCAACUUCGUGGUGGAGUAUAAGCGACGUUUACUACACUCUGAAACCUUACACCAGCCUACGCAACUGGCUUCCUCCAUAUGAAGCCCGAGCAUCUAUGUUUGCUAGUCACAUUCGGACAUUUGAUGGUCGUCAUUUUGACUUCAAGGGGAUCUGCAGUUACAUUUUGGCUUAUUCAGAAAGUAACUUCGAAGUGAUUGCCAAUUACUCACCAAAAAAGAACCAACCUACACUUCUGUCGGUUAACAUUAAAAUUGGAGAGAAUGAUAAUCUUCGCUUCCUUAAAGAUUACAGGGUUAUACACAACGGACGUGUAGCUGAGCUUCCAUUUAAUACUAGAGACGCAAAAAUCUUCCGUACCAACAACAUCGUCACUUUAUUAGGCAACAGUGGCUACACCAUUGAAAUCAAUCCAUCUUCUGGAUUCUAUGCUGUAAGCGUGAGCGGCUGGUACUUCAACAGGGUGUCCGGUCUCUUUGGCACAAACAACAACGAACAAUAUGAUGAUAUGCGCACAAACACCGGACAACUCGCCUCUGAUUUAGAAGACUUUACCCUCUCUUGGAUAACCACUCUCAAAUGUCGUUCCGAAAACCAAGCUGAAAGGCACAAUGUUCCAAACAGCCACAUGUGUAGCGUUUUUUAUAAGGAUACAUCAUCUCCCUUCAGAAACUGUUUCAAACAGGUAAAUCCUGAACACUUCUACGCAGUCUGUAACAGCUACAGUUACGCCAUGGGAGAAGGAAGGAAGGUUGUGUGUGACUUGGCCGAUUAUUACAGCAAUGCAUGCAUCUUUAGAGGAGUAUACCUUAACAAAUUACCAUCAUGCAGAUGGAUUGGCAAAAAGAAGUAAAAAAAACGCACACCCCUAUAUUAGAAUUUUUGAGGAAAUGGAAUAAAUUAAUUAUUUGAACAAAUUGAAAAUAAAAUGUAAAACUUGAAA
Molecule: messenger RNA, 9516 nt
Organism: Octopus sinensis (East Asian common octopus)
Lineage: Eukaryota; Metazoa; Mollusca; Cephalopoda; Octopoda; Octopodidae
Exons: 21
Coding region: 1-9426 (3141 amino acids)
Biological process (GO): lipid transport
Molecular function (GO): lipid carrier activity
Source: RefSeq, a predicted model, not a curated record